Molecule: messenger RNA, 364 nt
Organism: Cryptotermes secundus
Lineage: Eukaryota; Metazoa; Arthropoda; Insecta; Blattodea; Kalotermitidae
Product: hemolymph lipopolysaccharide-binding protein-like
Exons: 1
Source: RefSeq, a predicted model, not a curated record
AUGUACGCUCUUGUGGCUGUUGGACAUAGUGCUUCUGGAAUUUGGAGCAGGGUAACACCGCGCAACUGGUAUUUUUCAGUGUCUAAUUCCAACGUCGCAAUCACCAACUCCGAACCAGGACAACAGCAACUCUCCAAUGUUACACGCUACAGCUUUCAUACGACUGGCAAGAAGUGGGAUGAAGCAAGGCGUAUCUGCGACCAGGAGGGAAGUCACCUCGCUAUCAUAAACUCGGAGGCAGAGUCCAGAGUUCUGCAUGAUCUAUAUGCCUUGACGCCUUUCGCUAAGGAUGUAGACAGAAACAACUGGGCUUUCAUUGGCUUUCAUGACCGAUUCGUUAAAGGCGAAUUCCUCACGAUACAAG